AUGGCCAACGAUGGAAUGGUUCGGAGGCCGGUUGACCAAAUGUUCCUCGAGGAAUCAGAACUCUUUCCAGAAGUGUAUUUGUUAUUUAAUAUACAGAACGAGGUACCAACAGAUUUCCAAUUGCUGAGAACCAAGAGACCCCACUUGAGUUUCAAGGUUCAGAACAGGCAAGAUGUUGGCAUAGCUGAGUUGUACGAUAAAGCUUCAGCUGUGCCACAUGCUGCCAUAUUUGGGCCUAUAUUAAUCGGCACACAUAUGAGAGUUCGAAGGACGGGAUACAAUCAACACGCUAAAAUUGCACUGAUCAUAGGAGAGGGUUAUCCUAGAGGAGUGGUUGUUUCAGACAGAAAAGGUUACACUGAGGGAGUGGUUGUUUCAGACAGAAAAGGUUACACUGAGGGAGUGGUUGUUUCAGACAGAAAAGGUUUCACUGAGGGAGUGGUUGUUUCAGACAGAAAAGGUUACACUGAGGGAGUGGUUGUUUCAGACAGAAAAGGUUACACUGAGGGAGUGGUUGUUUCAGACAGAAAAGGUUACACUGAGGGAGUGGUUGUUUCAGACAGAAAAGGUUAUACUGAGGGAGUGGAUGUUUCAGACAGAAAAGGUUACACUGAGGGAGUGGAUGUUUCAGACAGAAAAGGUUACACUGAGGGAGUGGUUGUUUCAGACAGAAAAGGUUUCACUGAGGGAGUGGAUGUUUCAGACAGAAAAGGUUUCACUGAGGGAGUGGUUGUUUCAGACAGAAAAAGUUACACUGAGGGAGUGGAUGUUUCAGACAGAAAAGGUUAUACUGAGGGAGUGGAUGUUUCAGACAGAAAAGGUUACACUGAGGGAGUGGAUGUUUCAGACAGAAAAGGUUUCACUGAGGGAGUGGUUGUUUCAGACAGAAAAGGUUACACUGAGGGAGUGGUUGUUUCAGACAGAAAAGGUUACACUGAGGGAGUGGAUGUUUCAGACAGAAAAGGUUAUACUGAGGGAGUGGUUGUUUCAGACAGAAAAAGUUACACUGAGGGAGUGGAUGUUUCAGACAGAAAAGGUUAUACUGAGGGAGUGGAUGUUUCAGACAGAAAAGGUUACACUGAGGGAGUGGAUGUUUCAGACAGAAAAGGUUUCACUGAGGGAGUGGUUGUUUCAGACAGAAAAGGUUUCACUGAGGGAGUGGUUGUUUCAGACAGAAAAGGUUACACUGAGGGAGUGGAUGUUUCAGACAGAAAAGGUUAUACUGAGGGAGUGGUUGUUUCAGACAGAAAAAGUUACACUGAGGGAGUGGAUGUUUCAGACAGAAAAGGUUAUACUGAGGGAGUGGAUGUUUCAGACAGAAAAGGUUACACUGAGGGAGUGGUUGUUUCAGACAGAAAAGGUUAUACUGAGGGAGUGGUUGUUUCAGACAGAAAAGGUUUCACUGAGGGAGUGGUUGUUUCAGACAGAAAAGGUUUCACUGAGGGAGUGGUUGUUUCAGACAGAAAAGGUUACACUGAGGGAGUGGAUGUUUCAGACAGAAAAGGUUAUACUGAGGGAGUGGUUGUUUCAGACAGAAAAAGUUACACUGAGGGAGUGGAUGUUUCAGACAGAAAAGGUUACACUGAGGGAGUGGAUGUUUCAGACAGAAAAGGUUACACUGAGGGAGUGGAUGUUUCAGACAGAAAAGGUUUCACUGAGGGAGUGGAUGUUUCAGACAGAAAAGGUUACACUGAGGGAGUGAUUGUUUCAGACAGAAAAGGUUACACUGAGGGAGUGGAUUUUUUAGACAGAAAAGGUUACACUGAGGGAGUGGAUGUUUCAGACAGAAAAGGUUACACUGAGGGAGUGGAUGUUUCAGACAGAAAAGGUUACACUGAGGGAGAGAAUGUUUCAGACAGAAAAGGUUACACUGAGGGAGUGGAUGUUUCAGACAGAAAAGGUUACACUGAGGGAGUGGAUGUUUCAGACAGAAAAGGUUACACUGAGGGAGUGGAUGUUUCAGACAGAAAAGGUUACACUGAGGGAGAGAAUGUUUCAGACAGAAAAGGUUACACUGAGGGAGUGGAUGUUUCAGACAGAAAAGGUUACACUGAGGGAGUGGAUGUUUCAGACAGAAAAGGUUACACUGAGGGAGAGAAUGUUUCAAACAGAAAAGGUUACACUGAGGGAGUGGAUGUUUCAGACAGAAAAGGUUACACUGAGGGAGUGGAUGUUUCAGACAGAAAAGGUUACACUGAGGGAGUGGAUGUUUCAGACAGAAAAGGUUACACUAAGGGAGUGGAUGUUUUAAAUAAGAAAGAGUUAAACUGA
This is a messenger RNA of Ylistrum balloti, 2271 nucleotides long. RefSeq lists its product as uncharacterized. The record is from RefSeq and is a predicted model, not a curated record. The transcript is spliced from 4 exons. NCBI's taxonomy places the organism in Eukaryota, Metazoa, Mollusca, Bivalvia, Pectinida, Pectinidae. Bases 1 to 2271 code for a protein of 756 amino acids.